This is a messenger RNA of Microdochium trichocladiopsis, 1482 nucleotides long. Its product is annotated as aspartic peptidase domain-containing protein. The record is from RefSeq and is a predicted model, not a curated record. Lineage: Eukaryota; Fungi; Ascomycota; Sordariomycetes; Xylariales; Microdochiaceae. The transcript has a single exon. The annotation marks the transcript as partial.
CUCUCGUCUGUGACGGCAGAGCCUAUUGCUUUGACAUGGUCCGGGUCGACAUAUGGUCCCGAUGGACCGUGGCCGGCUGUCGAGAUUGAUAUCGGCUUCAGCACACAACAACCGAUCGCCAUGUAUCCCGGUGCCGAAUUCGCCAGCUACCUGCUCACUAGUGAUUACUGCAACCAAAACAAGAGUCUGCCCUGCUACGGUAGCCAGGCUGGUCUCUACAACUCGGCACAGUCGCAGCUUGAGCAGUCGGGCUCCGAUGCCUUCAUCCAGUAUGCUCCAGGGUCCAACUUCAUGAACGGGGUCAACAUUAUUGGUGGCAAGGCAAAGUCAUGGGUGGACUACUGGAACAUCGGAGAUGUCACCGUUGCCAACGUGUCUAUGGCUCUGGUCAGCAAUGCUUUUGCACAAUAUCCUGGCGGUGACGCGUAUCCCCUUACGGUCGGCUGCAUGGGCUAUGGUGCCCCCGGCACGAUCAACCAGACGUUUUCCAACGAUUUCGGUCCUGCUGUCAAUGCCAGCUUGAUUCCCGGCUACCUCUCAGCCAAAGGUAGCAUCAAGUCCAACUCCUUCGGCAUGCACAUCGGCUCAGUCAACCCGCCAAUCAAGGGUUCAUUCUACUUUGGCGGUUAUGAUCAGAACCGGAUCGUGGGUGAUGUGCUCACGGGCGAGGGCAGCACGCACUCGACCUUGAGUCUCAAGGACAUCUCCAUCGAUGUCCUCGAUGGCCAGUCUCCCUGGAACUUCACAUCUCUUGGUGGGCUCCUUGCGGCUGGCAACAACUCGAUCUCCUCCGGCGGCAUCGAUGUCAAGGUUGACGGAUGCUCCCCUUACUUGACGUUUCCUAAGUCGACGUGCGACGCGCUGGCCAGUCAUCUCCCAGUCAAGUUCAACAAGAAGCUAGGCCUAUACACAUGGAACACAGACGAUGUCAAGUACUCGCAGAUCGUCAGCUCAGCGUCUGCCCUGCGAUUCACCUUCCUCGCCGGCUCGAACACCAAGAACGUCACGAUAUCGGUCCCCUUCAGACAUCUAAACCUGACUCUGCAGCAACCGCUGGUUAGCAGCGACACGCCAUACUUCCCCUGCUUUACCGGAUCCGACUCGUACACUCUAGGCCGCGCCUUUCUCCAGGAUGCAUUCAUAGGCGCUAACUGGGGCAAGGAGACAUGGUGGCUGGCACAAGCCCCAGGUCCCAAUGUGCCGUCAGCCAGCGUUAUUGAGCUUGGCAAGGACGAGAACACGAUCAAGCCCAGCCAGAACGACUGGAAGGAGUCGUGGUCGGGAUCAUGGAAGGCACUCACUACCGACGACGUCAAUUCGGGGCAAUCAGUCAGCCCUGUCAAUGAAGGAAACAAUACCACUCCCGCGAACACGGGUAGCACUGGAUUGUCCACUGGUGCCACGGCUGGUAUGGGCGUCGGCAUAGCGAUCGGCGCGCUGGCCAUCAUCGGCCUUGCGGUUUUCUUCUGGCGCCGCCACAAG